Molecule: messenger RNA, 663 nt
Organism: Paramuricea clavata
Lineage: Eukaryota; Metazoa; Cnidaria; Anthozoa; Malacalcyonacea; Plexauridae
Source: the annotation of a GenBank genome assembly
AUGUGUGGUCCCACGCAAUGUGGAAAAACAGAGUUCAUCAAAAAAAUAAUAACGAACAUCGACGAGGUGAUUAAACCCACACCCGAUAAACUUGUCUAUCUGUACAGUACAGACCAAACGAAAUACGACGACAUUAAAGACAUAAUACGUACGAACAGUGCAAAGUCAAAAUUAAAAACAUUCGAGUUUGUGGAUUGCAGUGCACUGGGUAUUCCCACCAUCAGCGAACUAAAAAAUAAAUUGGGCAACGCUACACUUUUGGUCCUAGACGAUUUAAUGAUUUUAGCGGCGUCCGAUACGAAAUAUGUGGAAAAUUUAAAUAAUAUAGCCUCACGCGAUAGCCAUCAUGCAAACAUGUCGGUUAUUUUCGUAUGUCAAGAUUUAAAUUACGGAAAUGGUAAAUUACGAAACGCUCGCGUUAAUAGCCAGUAUCACAUGAUGUUUAACAACUACACGGACCUUCGAAAUAUAGAAAUGAUUGCUUCGAAUAAAAAGAUUAAUUUGAAAAAAAUUCACAAAGUAAUUAAAUCUGUAGAGAAAAAAAGCCAAUAUGAAUAUAUUUUCUUUGACGGUUCGCCGCGGGGUUAUAGUAAUACACGAAUUCGUACGGGUAUUUUACCCGGCGAAAAAACUGUAGUUUACGAAUGUACACCAGACAUGUAA